Messenger RNA from Corylus avellana, 869 nucleotides. RefSeq names its product hydroquinone glucosyltransferase. The record is from RefSeq and is a predicted model, not a curated record. Gene Ontology annotation, molecular function: UDP-glycosyltransferase activity. Lineage: Eukaryota; Viridiplantae; Streptophyta; Magnoliopsida; Fagales; Betulaceae.
GAGGGCAGGCCACCUGUUUACCCAGUUGGACCGCUUGUUCAGUUCGGUUCAGACCAUGGGGUUGAAGGUUCCGAGUGUUUGAGGUGGUUGGAUAAGCAGCCAAAUAAUUCAGUGUUAUUCGUUUCAUUUGGUAGCGGUGGGACGCUUUCACAUGAGCAGCUACAUGAAUUGGCCUUAGGACUUGAAAUGAGCGGGCAGAGAUUUCUUUGGGUUGUUAGGAGCCCAAAUGAGAAAGCUGCGGAUGCCGCUUACUUCAGCGGACAAAGCGCAUAUGAUCCUUUUGCUUUUCUACCGGACGGGUUCUUGGAGAGGACAAAAGGGUUGGGUCUAGUGGUGCCCUCCUUGGCUCCUCAGGUGCAAAUCCUAAAGCAUGCCUCGACCGGGGGGUUCCUGAGCCACUGUGGGUGGAAUUCAACCCUGGAGAGCAUUCUGCAUGGCGUACCGUUGAUUGCAUGGCCACUCUACGCGGAGCAAAGGAUGAACUCUGUACUGUUAGCUGAUGAUUUGAAGGUUGCUUUGAGGGUCAAAGUCAAUGAUAAAGGCCUGGUGGGACACAAAGAUAUUGCAAACUACGCAAGAGGGGUAAUUGAGGGAGAAGAAGGAAAAUUGCUAAGGAGCAAAAUGAAAGAAGUAAAGAAUGCAGUUGAAAGGGCUUUGAGCCAAGAAGGGUUGUCAACAAAAUCACUAGCGGAGGUGGCUCAGAUCUGGAAGAGUAGCAAAGAAAAGUAAUAAGCAGUAAAUUAAAUGUGGUUUGUUUCUCACUUUCUCGAAUUCCUUUUUGAAAACUUUCUUUUUGAUAUUUUCAAAAUGCGAGUACCGAGUACGUUUUGUGUUUGCGACAACUAGAUUCUAUAAAUAUAAUGCAAGGA